Molecule: messenger RNA, 1218 nt
Organism: Malaya genurostris
Lineage: Eukaryota; Metazoa; Arthropoda; Insecta; Diptera; Culicidae
Product: lipase member H-like
Exons: 3
Coding region: 13-1047 (344 amino acids)
Molecular function (GO): lipase activity
Source: RefSeq, a predicted model, not a curated record
UUCAAAGUAACAAUGUGGCAGCACUUAUUGCUAGUAUCACUGUUCCUAUCACUUUCCCGGCAGGUUCAAUCGGCCGACAUAAAGAUCAGUCUAUCAGACAAAUCGGAAGAUGUCCUGGUAUCGCUGAUGCACGAUAUUUCCAAGCUGUUGGGAAUCGGUCAUCCGUCGUCGCCCGGUCCGAUCGACAAAGAGGUGACUUUCAGUUGUAGAAAUCGAUUGAGUACCGGUUUCCAGCAGGUCCUGUUGAACGAUGCCAAUGUGGUUAGGAAGUUGGAUUUUAGAAAACCCGUUACCUUUAUCAUACACGGCUGGAACAGUUCGGCCAAGGAGCUACAUUUCCAGAACAUGGCUCGAAACUACACACGCUUCGUGGACAGUAGCGUGUGCCUGCUGGAUUGGUCCAACUUGGCCAGUUACGAGUACGACAUUGCCGCUCGACAGAGCCUUCAGAUGGUGGUGACGUAUUUCUCGCGGUUUUUGGGUUUCCUCAAUCUGAAAGGGAUGGACUACGGCAAGAUCACGCUGAUCGGACACAGCUUGGGAGCACAGAUUAGUGGACUGGUUGGAAAGAGUUUAAGUGGAUCGAUCGGACAGAUCUACGCACUUGAUCCUGCCGGUGUACUUUUCACACUACCGGACGAUGUUGGCGAGAAGAACCGACUGGCGCCGACCGAUGCAAAGUACGUUCAGGUGAUCUACACUUCGAAGGGCGAACUGGCCAUGGAUGUCAGUGCGGGUCAGCAAAACUUCUGGACGAACAGCAACGGAGAACAUCCGCAACCGGCCUGUGAGAAUGUUAGUAAGGACAAGGGAAUGCUGACACAGUAUUUCGAUUCGCUCGUUUGCAGUCACCGGAUCAGUGUCCUGUAUUUCACUGCCGCGCUGGAUCCCGCUGUGACUUUCACGAUGAAACGUUGCAAGGCCUAUUGGAUGUUCAAAACUGGGCUGUGCUAUUUCGGACAGAAGGAUGUGCUUGGGAUUUACGCCAAGAGAACCGCUGGUGAUUUCUACGGAGAUGUGGCUCUGCCAUAUCCGUAUGAGUCUUAGAAUGUGCGGUUUUGAAACUGCUUCAUCGAAUGAAAGGUUAGACUUGAUUCUUCGACUUUUGAGUUUAACACAACAGAAACAAUCAAUUGCCAUAAAAUCACAAAAAAAAUUGAAAUGUUUUAUCUGAAAUGACCUUUCAGGAAUAAAAAAAAAAAUUAUGGUUCUAUUUGA